AAUACAGAACAUUUCAAGCUGUUGAAGCGUCACUGCUCACUCCCUCCUUCUUCGACACAGAGAAAGAGAGAGAGAGAGAACCAACCACCAUUGAAACCCGAGCUAAAUGCCCAUAGAUCCGUUUACAUUGCCGGAUUUUAACCCGACCCACUAACCCAAACAAUCCCAUCACUCUUCUUCUUCCUCACUACUCUCCAUUUCUCACUAUUCUUUGGUGGAAAAAAAAAGAAGAAACAGAGCAAAAGAAUCAAUUUUUCUCUUUUGUUGCUGUUGUUUCUUGUCCUUUAUUAGUACUUUCCUUCAUACCCACUUCUUGAAAAUUCUAUUUUUUGUUUCAGUUCUUGCAGUAAAAGCCAAAAAAAGAGCCAAAAACAACAAACAUAUAGGAAAAAUUAAGUGUAAAGUUGUAGUCUUGGUAGUUGGUACCAUGUUGGAUAUGGUAAAAAUUGAGGUUCUUGGUGUAAGGAAACUUCAGAUCUGAUGGGAAGAACAAGUGUUGUUGCUGCUUUCAUGGUCCUUUUUUUUAUUUGUCGUUGACUUCAAGGAGUGAAGAUAAAAGCAAUAAACUAGACAAAUUCUUCAAGACUCACUUUUUGGUUAAGAGGGGUACUGAUAUAAUCAUUCAUCAAUUAGUAAAAAUGUUGGCUUUUGGAAGUCCUAGUGGUAAUGCUAGUAGUACAAGCUCUACUUGCCACUCUUUACUUAGAGAACUGCAGCAAAUAUGGACUGACAUUGGAGAGAGUGAAGCUGAUAGAGACCGUAUGCUGUUGGAGCUAGAAAGAGAGUGUAUGGAAGUCUAUCGAAGAAAAGUUGAAGAAGCCGCCAAUGCAAAAUCACGUCUUCAUCAGUCUGUUGCAGCUAAAGAAGCUGAGCUUGCAACCUUAAUGGCUGCUCUUGGUGAACACAACAUUAAUUCACCGAUACAGUCAGAGAAAAUGUCAGCUUCAUUAAAGGAGCAGCUUGGGUUAAUCAUGCCUCUUGUUGAUGAUUUAAAAGCAAAGAAAGAUGAGAGAGUUAAGCAGUUAGCAAAUAUAAAGGCGCAAAUUGAGAAAAUAACUAGCGAAAUUUCAGGAUGUAGCAAUAUUGUCAAUUCUCUGAGUACCUUAAACUUGGAAGAACAUGACUUGUCGACGAGAAAGCUCUCAGAAUGCCAAUCCCAUCUACAUGUUCUCCAAAAGGAGAAGUCUGUGCGGAUUCAAAGAGUUCUGGACAGUGUAAAUGAGGUUCACACAUUGUGCGGUGUACUUGGGCUGGAUUUUGGUGAAACUGUAAGUAAUGUGCAUCCAAGCUUGCACGAGACAAGCCUGGGACAGUACACAAACAUCAGUGACAGCACAUUGGAAGGUCUAGACCAGGCCAUCCUUAAAUUGAAAACAGAAAGAAAAGUUCGAUAUCAGAAGCUAAAGGAUGUGGCGGGAUCUCUAUUUGAGCUUUGGAACCUGAUGGAUACAACGAGAGAAGAAAGGCAUAAGUUAUCAAGGAUCAUUUCCUUCCUUGAUAUUUCUGAAUCAAAGGUUGUGGAACCAGGUGCACUUACGUUGGAGGUUAUUCAGCAGGUAUCAGCAGAAGUUGAGAGGCUUACCAAAUUGAAAGCAAGCAGAAUGAAAGAGUUGGUGAUGAAGAGGAGGGCAGAACUGGAGGAUUUGUGCUAUAAAACUCACAUACAACCUGAUUCAAGUACUGCUGCUGACAAAUCCAGUGCGAUGAUCGACUCUGGUCUUGUGGACCCCUGUGAACUCCUGGCAAAUAUUGAAGCACAAAUAAACAAAGUAAAGGAUGAAGCUUUAAGCCGAAAAGAAAUUAUGGAUAAGAUAGAGCGGUGGCUUUCAUCAUGUGAUGAGGAAAACUGGCUUGAAGAUUAUAACCUGGAUCAUACACGUUACAGUGGUGGAAGAGGUGCUCAUAUAAAUUUAAAGCGAGCAGAACGAGCAAGAAUUACAGUGACUAAGAUUCCAGGUAUGGUUGACAGUUUGAUUAACCGGACACUAGCUUGGGAACAUGAGAAUCAGAAGUUGUUUCUGUAUGAUGGGGUGAGAUUGGUGUCAAUAUUGGAGGAUUACAAAGUCAGUCGACAUCAGAAAGAAGAGGAGAAGAAACGUGCCCGGGAUCAGAAGAAACUCCAAGAUAUGCUGCUGGCAGAGAAGGAAUCUGUAUAUGGUUCUAGACCUACUCCGAGAAGAAGCAGCAGCUUUAGGAAGACGAAUGGAUACCAUACAAAUGGAAACGGGUCAGUCACCCCCUCACCACGCCGGAACUCAGUUGGUUGUGCAACUCCAGACCUUCAAACACCCCGUUCUUACUCUGGGCGGCAGAAUACCUAUUUCAAGGAAAUGAGAAGACUUUCUACUGUCCCUCUCAACUUUGUAGCUAUGGCAAAGGAAGAUACCAUGUCAUUUUCUUCCAUUGGCGGUUCAGAGCCUGAAUCUCCACCUCAAGGCUGAAUUCACAUCUUGAGUUGGGAGAUGAUGAUAUAAUCCAAGACCACAUAUAACCUCAUAAUUUGUGAAUACUGAAGGGGAAUGUACACUACUGUGAUGCUGUUAGGCUGUUCUAGGCACUUGGUGACUUUUUUGCUAGUGACUUCUGCUGGUUACUAUAGAUAUUGUUUGUGGAUAUAAUAGUGACAUGGAAGUUCUCUGUUUGAAUAGAUCUUCACUGACCAAUAUGUACCUUGAGCUUUUUCUUUUGGUUUUUGCAUGUACAUAUAGUGGAAUGUAAUUGCUGUGAAUUGAUUAAGAAUCCUUGUUUAUUUA
Molecule: messenger RNA, 2753 nt
Organism: Solanum dulcamara
Lineage: Eukaryota; Viridiplantae; Streptophyta; Magnoliopsida; Solanales; Solanaceae
Product: 65-kDa microtubule-associated protein 6-like
Exons: 12
Coding region: 639-2441 (600 amino acids)
Biological process (GO): microtubule cytoskeleton organization
Cellular component (GO): spindle; cytoplasm
Molecular function (GO): microtubule binding
Source: RefSeq, a predicted model, not a curated record